This is a messenger RNA of Ooceraea biroi (clonal raider ant), 1699 nucleotides long. RefSeq lists its product as uncharacterized. The record is from RefSeq and is a predicted model, not a curated record. Gene Ontology annotation, biological process: multicellular organismal reproductive process. Lineage: Eukaryota; Metazoa; Arthropoda; Insecta; Hymenoptera; Formicidae.
AUCCUCAUAACAAGCAGUCGUAGCAUUCACAGUUUGCACUUUGUCUGUACUUUGGGCAAAAUGAUACUUCGCGUGUUUAGUUUAAUUAGUUUCAUAGCGUUCGAAUUGUGCGUGGCACAGCAACUCCCGCUUCCUGUAACCACAUGUCAUCAAGAUUCACCUGAUUUUUCUGUCUGCUUGAAACGCGGCUUGCAAGAAGCAUGGUCGCGAUUAGCUCAAGGUUUUCCAGAAUUUGAUUUUCCAAGUUUGGAUCCACUUAUUUAUCAUUAUCGUGCAUCAUUCGAAAGUAACUCUUUAAAUGCUGACAUUACCGUAUCCAAUAGUACAGCGGUGGGUUUGGCGAAAACUCGUAUCUUGGAUGUGAGAUCACAUUUUUUUGGUGACCGUUUUCGAAUAGAACUCGAUUUAGAUAUACCAAAAUUAUAUCUUGAAGGAAUCAUGGCAGUGAAGGGUAAUUUAGGUCCAUUCAGAAUGGAUACAAACCCAGAAAAGUUCAACUUAUCCAUAAUAGAUGUCAAAGCAACAUGUAAUACAACAGGAAACAUAGUAAAUGAUAAAGUAAUUAUAGAACAUUUUAAUAUUGUUCCGGAAAUUGGUAAUCUGAAGAUAUACUUCAAAUUGCUUAGGAGCAAAGAACUCAAUGAUUUUGCCGUGCAAUUCAUAAACGAAAAUUGGCCCGCAUAUUAUCAAGGAAUAACAUCAUCAGCGAUCAGUAGGCUAGAACCGUGGCUGAUCGAUUUGAUCAAUCGCUGGAUGUCCAAGAUUUUCUUCUUUCAAGCACAGCCAACAUAAAAAAAUAAGCAUUUAUUAAGAAUAGAGCACUGACAGUUUUGCAGAUAAUUAUAAAUUAUAGGAGAGGUAACUCCAAUUACGUUAUAUUGUCUAUGGCAAGCCAUGAAAAUGAUUAUUUUAAGUAACUAUCAAAAGAUAAUUAUUAAGAUAAGUAUUACAAGAUAAAUAUUAUAAAGUUAUUAACAAAUUAUAACAAAUUGAAAUUUAAUAAUUAUAAUGCUUUUUUGAUAACAAUAAAAAUAACAACAAAAACCACAAUCAAAAUUUAUGUGCAGAGCGAGCAUUGGUCACUCCUAAUGUAAGAAUGUAAAGAUGAAUAUCUUCUCAACCUUUCCAACUCAUAGUUGGAAAUAGUAAAAGUAGCAAAAUAAUACUUAAGAAUUUAUUACAGAUUAAGAAUCAUCGUAUACUACUAAUAUAAUUAUAAGAGAGCUCGAUAAAAAAUCGAAUGAUCAGUAGUGAUAAAUUUACAUUGUCAAGACAUAUAAUUUUGUAAUUAUUUGCAUCGUUUACUACUGUGGAGCUUGCAAGUUUCGCGCUAGAAUUAUGUCUGAAUAAAGACUCGAGAAAAAUAUAAAGUUAUGCUUUCUUACAAUCUGUUGAUCUGAAUAAUGAUUAUUAAAGCAUUGUAAACGAUAGUCGCAUAAUGCUGUGUUGUAUUUCACGAGAAAAAGUUACCUGUGUUAUUAUGUGUUCCGGCUUGUUAUAUAAUAUUAUAAUACAUAGCUCUAUAAACGUACAGUGUAUAUUAAGUAUACACAUGCUCCUAAUUUAUUCGUAAUCAGAAAAACAGAUGAGGCUUCAUGCAAUUAUAUAAAAAAACUGCUGAGCUUGCAGAAUAUUUUUCUCGCUUAUAAGUUUACAAGAAAUUUAUCUAAUUAAAAUAAACAUUAUUUUCUUUCUGUGA